Dracunculus medinensis (Guinea worm) is the source of this 627-nucleotide messenger RNA. The record is from the annotation of a GenBank genome assembly. Lineage: Eukaryota; Metazoa; Nematoda; Chromadorea; Rhabditida; Dracunculidae.
AUGCUAGGCGAUCGUCGUAAUAAUAAAAUUGCCUGCUGUUCACCAACGACAGCAGGUGUUAUUGUUGCAGUCAUCGAAUUUAUUCUAUGCAUUCUUUCCGUAUACGGUCUUAUAAGGAAUUUCGAUCUAUUUGGACAAUCAUAUUUCCUAUGGUUCCUGAUUGGAAUAAUAAGCAUUUUAAUAAUUCUAUCGGUUAUAAUACUAUUAUGUUAUGCAAUCAAAACAGAUAACGCACGACUACUGAUACCACAUCUCUUUGUUCAGAUAUUUCUAAUUCUAUUCCUGAUAAUCGUAGCACUUGUCGUAUUUCUUCUAAUUGUAUUUGGAGCACAUCGUGGAAUUCGACGUUUAUUGGGACAUGAUUCGUACCAUAUGAGUGAUGAAGACACCGAAUACCUUGGUCUCCUUAUAAUACUUAUUUAUCUUAUUGUCGCAGCUAUUGAAGUCGUAUUUCUUUACCUUAUCUAUAAGCUCUAUCUAUAUUUGAAAGACUAUACUCGAGUUCAAAUGAAUGAUCCAUUUAUGAACAAUCCAGUGUAUACAGCGAAUUGGCAAGUACCAACAAAACGAGCACCAAAUGGAUAUGGUUCACCUGAUUCAGGUGAUAUUUAUCCGUAUGGGCCAUAA